Messenger RNA from Solanum dulcamara, 646 nucleotides. RefSeq names its product dolichol-phosphate mannose synthase subunit 2-like. Gene Ontology annotation, cellular component: endoplasmic reticulum membrane; dolichol-phosphate-mannose synthase complex. The record is from RefSeq and is a predicted model, not a curated record. Gene Ontology annotation, biological process: GPI anchor biosynthetic process. NCBI's taxonomy places the organism in Eukaryota, Viridiplantae, Streptophyta, Magnoliopsida, Solanales, Solanaceae. The transcript is spliced from 3 exons. Gene Ontology annotation, molecular function: enzyme regulator activity. Bases 105 to 347 code for a protein of 80 amino acids.
AAAUACUGAAAAUUAAUAAAAGUCAAUUUUCUUUAAAAUCUGAAAGCAGAAAUCUUUAACACCAAGAACCGAACUUUUCAGGCAGCACAAGCAGAAGAGUCUCGAUGGAGUUAGCGGACAGAGUGGUUGGGCUGCUUUUAACAUUGACUAGUUUGUCCAUUUUCACAUAUUAUACCUUCUGGGUCAUCAUUCUGCCUCUUGUUGACAGCGAUCAUUUCGUGCACAAGUAUUUUCUACCACAAGAAUACGCAAUUCUCAUUCCUGUAUAUGCUGCAGUGGUGCUCAUCUGCUUCUUGAGCGUGUUUAUUGGAUACGUCAUGUUCAAGUCCAAGAAGAAGAAGGCAUGAUAUGGUCGCGGCAAGUCAAUUUUUUGCUCUAUAUAUCGAGUUCAUGACACUUGAUAAUCUUUUCUAAUAUCGUUUUAGCUCUUCUCGAUUUGAAUAGCCCGUGUCGUAGAUCACAUAGAUUUUCAUCUAUUCUUGUGUUCACUACAAUUUGGAACCUCUAGAUAUGAUUUUUAGUUGUCACUACUCACUACACACGGGCAUUAAACAAGACAUGGUUGAUUUGUUCUCUUGUUAUUAGCUAGAGGGGUGUAAAAAACUUUGAUCAAUGACAGUUCUACAAAACAAGUCUUUUGUCUCGA